Messenger RNA from Capronia epimyces CBS 606.96, 216 nucleotides. RefSeq lists its product as uncharacterized. The transcript has a single exon. Bases 1 to 216 code for a protein of 71 amino acids. The record is from RefSeq and is a predicted model, not a curated record. Lineage: Eukaryota; Fungi; Ascomycota; Eurotiomycetes; Chaetothyriales; Herpotrichiellaceae.
AUGUCGGCGAGCACGAACGGCGAGACUCUCCCCCAAAGUGGAAGUGAAGUGACCGACAAGGGUAAGGGUAAAGGCAAGGCUGUUGAGCAGCCGGACGUGGGGGAAGAAGAAGACGACUCUGAAGAGGAGAGCGCAGCUGAAGAGGUAAAUCCCCAAUACAACGGACGGCAUUUGAUCUGUGCUGAUGUCUUGCUCGCGACAGCAACCCGAAGUUGA